UGCAGCUCCAAAACUCAGUUGUUUAUAAUGACUUGGAGUGUGUUCCCAUUUCUGUUGGCGGCUCUCUUACGGCCGCUUCGUGGAGAUCUGGAUGCCCAAAGCCGCAUCAUUGGAGGAUAUGAUGCGGACAUUGAAGAUGCCCCGUACCAGGCGGAAGUGAUAAUAGAUGGCACUGCUAUAUGCAGUGGGGCCAUCAUCACAUCAGACACCAUACUCACGGCAGCUUCGUGUGUCCAGUCCUACAGUUCAAUUGAAGUACGCGUGGGCACCAGCUCCCGCGAUUAUGAUGGAACUGGAUUCCUGCUCGACGUCUGUGAAAUAAUUGAUCACCCGCAGUACAAUUGCUGGCGCUUCGAUAACAACCUGGCACUGUUGAAGUUGUGCGAUCCGCUCAAGACCUCCGAUGCUAUCCAGCCCAUCAGCAUAGCAGAGGAUGAGCCGGACGAUGGUUCCUGGUGCACUGUUUCCGGCUGGGGAUCCACCAGUUGGUGGGGCAGCUGGUGGGACAGGUGCUUCGGCAGUCUGCCAGACCAUCUGCAGAUGGCAUGGGUCAGCGUCUACAAUCGGGAGCAGUGCGCCGCGGAUCGGGGUGUUUGGUUCGACCUCUGGGACAAUGGCAUCUCGUACCUCACCCUCUGCACUCAGUACGGCGCCGGAGGAUGCUCCUACGACACUGGAGCUCCCUUGGUGAAAGAUGGACAACUAGUGGGCAUUCUAUCCGAAGGCGGCUGCACCACCAAACCAGAUGUCUUCGCCAAUGUACCUUGGUUCACAGGUUGGAUAGCCGAGAACACCAAAGGCGAGGAUACAACCGAUUCGACAAGUACUUCUAGUGCUAUUAGUACCACUGUUUCUAGCACUACACCUGCUACUGUACCUAGUACUGAACAUAGCACAUUAUCUGUGACAGUACCUAGUACUGAACCUUCAACCAGUACCGUAUCCAGUACCAUAUCUAGUACCUUGCCUAGUACAGUAUCUAGUACUGAAAAAAUUACUGUACCGAGUACUUUAGUCAGUACGGUGCCUAGCACUGUGCCUACUACUAUACCUAGUACUGCACCUAGUACUGUACCAAUUGCUUUGCAAAGUACUGAACCGAGUUCUGUACCUAGUACUGAACCGAGUUCUGUACCAAGUUUUGAACCGAGUUCUGUACCUAGUACCGAACCGAGUUCUGUACCUAGUACUGAACCGAGUUCUGUACCUAGUACUGAACCGAGUUCUGUACCUAGUACUGAACCGAGUUCUGUACCUAGUACUGAACCGAGUUCUGUACCUAGUACUGAACCGAGUUCUGUACCUAGUACUGAACCGAGUUCUGUACCUAGUACUGAACCGAGUUCUGUACCUAGUACUGAACCGACUACCAUACCUUCUGCUGUACCCAGUACUGUGACAAGCACUAUAGCGAGUACUGAGCCCAAUACAGUACCUACUACUGUACCCAGUACUAUGACGAGUACUAUAGCGAGUACUGAACCCAGUACCAUACCUAGUGCUGGACCUAGUACUUUAGCCAGUACAAUACCUAGUACUCCCGUUACUACGUCGAGUCCUUCGCCUAGCAUAACAACUACGAUUAUGACGGAAACUGAACCAAUAUCCACUGAAAGCCCUGAUCUCGAGGGAUAAUAAAGAAGGCAUAGAAUAGUGUCCCGCCUGUAAAUGUUUAACUUUAAGCUAACUAAUUAACACUCCUUAAUAAAAGAAACUGUGACAUCAGCUUUCAUGUCGAGCUUAGCUCGUUUUA
This is a messenger RNA of Drosophila sechellia, 1753 nucleotides long. RefSeq names its product transmembrane protease serine 9. Gene Ontology annotation, biological process: proteolysis. Bases 28 to 1635 code for a protein of 535 amino acids. The transcript has a single exon. Gene Ontology annotation, molecular function: serine-type endopeptidase activity. The record is from RefSeq and is a predicted model, not a curated record. NCBI's taxonomy places the organism in Eukaryota, Metazoa, Arthropoda, Insecta, Diptera, Drosophilidae.